AUGGAGGCGCAGGCGGCGCCGUGGAACGCUUUCCGUGUGGUCGAAGGGGAAACGAGUCGCUCCCACCAGCUGAGGGUUCCUGCUGGAUCUGCUGUUGGUGAUUUCUGCGAUCUGCUUGCGAAACGAGGCCUUUUCCCAGCCGACCUUGACACGUUAGACCUCAAAGUGUUCGCAAACAGCAAGGAAGAGGAGAAGGGGAGUUUUCUGACGGAGAACGACAGUUUGGAGAACUACGGAGUGGAGAAGGAGGACCCCAUCAUCGUGAAAGUUCCCCAGGUCUGGUUCAAGAUAAAGACAGCCGAUGGCCGCAUCACCAGUGAAGCAUCGGUUCCACUGCCCGAGUAUAAGACGAUUCAGCAUCUAAAGGAUGCAUUGGAGGUGAAAUACAGCACUACCUAUCUCGCCGGCGUCGCUAUAAACGACGUGCAGGUGUUCAACGGUAGUGAUGGGCCUUUGAAGGCCAAGUCACUCAUUGAUUCGCUUGGUCAAACGAUGGAGGAGGCGCUCGUCGUGACCGUGCUACGGACAAGAGGGCGGGAGGAAACGAAGGAUGAAGCUGAUGAGAGUCCAGCGAAGCGACACAGAACCGCUGGCGUUACGGAGUGGGUGUGGCGAAAAGAGGAACCUGUCUAUUCUGUGCAAGAUGGCAUCAUGGCUUUCGUGAACCGUGAGCACGCGACGCUACAACUUCAAGAGUUCCACGCAAACAACUAUAAUCGCGCAAAUAUCGGACUUGGUGGUGAAAAUUGGGUGGUCCCCUUGGUGGACACUGUGUUUGGCAUCGGGAAAACAAGGUUUGGUGCCGAGUACAUUCGGAGAUGCCAACAAAUGUGGGCUGCUCACCCCAACCGAGGGAAAGACAGUUUCCUGGACACGUUGACGCAGUGCCACACGAUCCAGAUUCAGUUUUCCCGAACGGACCUCCUGGAUAGCGAGUUGAAGUUUAAUUCUGAUAUGGCCGACGCUGCUUUCGUGGAGCAGAUCAGUUAUUUCUUCGAGGAGAAAUACGACAGAUUACCCGGUGCUCUCACUCCCCAGUCGCUGCAAACCAAUUCAGGUCUGGUCCCUUUGGCCGUUGUUUCCCAACAAGAAGUUAUUUUUCUUGAUUGCUGUCGCGCAACGUUCCUGAGCUACGUCGGUUUGAGACCAACCGCAUGCGUUGAAAUGACAAACAGAUUUGUCGAUUUCCAAAGACUCAGCCUCAAUCUUCUCCGGUCACCUGCAAUCGAGGAAAUUAUUAAGACGACGUAUUGGGACAAGGGGAAGACGGAAACCAUUCAGCAGCACUUUAAUCUCAGUGAUGGCGAAGUGAAGAAGAGUGCUGACCAUCUGUUCAAGACAACAUUCGGACAUCCACGAUCACUACUUCGCGCUUUCAAAGUUUGCCAAUCCGUUGAGGAACUUAACUCGUAUGAUGCGCCUUUUCAGUUGGUGGAAAGAAUGAACUGGCAACGGUUUGGCGAACGCUUGCGGAAUUUCAAGGAGCCACUUCGAUUUUUGAUGACUGCUCUACUCGCUGACGAAGCAGUAGACCUAGGACAAAGGUGGAGAGACCAGGGCGGCAAAGAAAUCACAUACGACGCCAUUGUGGAUAUGUUUGGAAUCGCAUGGGAAGGAGAAUCGAAGACGGCGAGGCUGCAUAUACCACAACAUAUCCAGCACGCGGCACUAAGUUCCUUCUACCCGUUCAGAGAACUUCUUGAAAGAGCUGCACCAGCACUUGGUCGGGUGGCAAUCGAUCAUCCUGACGAGUUCGAGCUGCUUUGCAUGACGCGGUUCCAGGAGGUUAUUGACGAGGAGAAACGUCCGAGCGACGUACUCUCCGAAUUUUUCGCAGAUACAUCUUUUGGGCGCACAAAGGUGAAGUUCGCGAAGAUCACAUAUGAAAUGCCGCAAGUAACAUCGAAGGGAAAGAAGCAGUCGUCGUUAACCGAAGCCACCGCGCAUCCGGGAGAUUUGAAGGCGUUGCUGAUGGAGAUCCACGGCCUUGCGCUCGAAAACGGACAAUUGAGCCUGAAGCCGCUUCCGAAGUCAUCUUCGCCCGACAUCCUGCUGAUGACGAUGUCGUCAGGUACCAUGGUAACAGUUGGACUCGCCGUUAAAAACUAUGCCAAGUCCAGCAAGGUCGGUGGGGAAACCAUACGUGAGGAGUGCAAGAAGUUUAGCAAGGUGUGCCUGCAGUUGCCCAAGUCCUCGCUUCCCCGACUGAACGUUCUCAUUUUGUGUGCAACGGCCUACACCUUCCACAAUGAAACGUUUCAAGGUGCCAAAUUUGCCGUAUAUUCGACUGAAGACUCGAAGGACGACCGCGCGGGCAUCGAUGAGGUUAUUCUGCUGGAUUUAUCUACGCGAGGUAAUCGUGGCGAGUUUUUCGGGAUUGCCGGUAUCGACGAGCUAGAAAGGACGCUAGAGGCAGUUGUUGUUGCGAAACCCUCAGUGGACGUUGUCCAGACUGCAAACCAAUAG
Molecule: messenger RNA, 2466 nt
Organism: Phytophthora sojae
Lineage: Eukaryota; Oomycota; Peronosporomycetes; Peronosporales; Peronosporaceae
Exons: 2
Coding region: 1-2466 (821 amino acids)
Source: RefSeq, a predicted model, not a curated record